AUGACAACCUCCUUGAAUAUAACGCCCCAGUUUAGUCAAGAUCCAUACCUGCCUACAUGGGGAACUACUAUCGGUGAUAUUCAGCAGCGGGCUAAUGUUACCACGUCAUUUGAUGCUGGUAGAACAUCCGGGUUUUUUGAGCUGAGGAUACAUUCAGUCAGGUGUAGCGAUCCAGCCUCAUUCAGGUGUACCACGACAUCAAGUGCCAGUGGAACGAGUCAGUUUUCAAAUGUCCAGAAUGUGUCUAUACAUGGUGUGACACAGAGUAUACAGGUUACAGGUGCUCAGGACUGUGGUACAUUCAUCGAUCCUGACUGUGCAAUGUGUCAGAACUUUGAUGAUAAGUUUGGAGUUCAACCCAAAUACGCCAAGAUGGGACAACCCUUAGAGCUGACCUGUUCUGGACAGCUGGCAACGCCACAGUCCCAGAACAAAGCUAUCUGGUACAAGCAGAAUGUGAAUGACCAACAGAAAGUGAUAAUUACUAUGAACAAAACAGAUUUGGUGUAUGAUCCUCCGGCUCCAAAUGCCUGUACGGUUCUCGGACGCUCCACUCUGACGUAUUACCCUCAGAACACAGACCGUGAGCUGAGAAUCAGCUGUGAAAUCAGUUCUGGGAGCUCAGUUGAUACCGUCAGUGAUGAAAUGUCCAUCUGUGUUGAAGGCUUAAUGUCAGUGACAACGCCACCGCCGCAAGGUCCAGAUGCGAGUACAUACUGA
Messenger RNA from Liolophura sinensis, 720 nucleotides. RefSeq lists its product as uncharacterized. Bases 1 to 720 code for a protein of 239 amino acids. The transcript is spliced from 4 exons. The record is from RefSeq and is a predicted model, not a curated record. NCBI's taxonomy places the organism in Eukaryota, Metazoa, Mollusca, Polyplacophora, Chitonida, Chitonidae.